AUGAAACAGUUUGAGUUUGUAGCUAAGUCCAAGUCCAUCUAUUGGGAGCUUUCUAGGAAAGCUUUACAAGAGAAACUGAUGCAAUUGGCAUCACCAUUCCCUUACUCUUUCUCUCUUAAACCCAAAUGUGAUGGCUGGAGUCACAGCAACCAUGUUGUGACUGUGAGGCCAAACCCUGGAAAUGACAAAGGAGACACUAGAAAGAGCAUGAUUGAACUCCUAUACCAGCAUUGGACAGCCUGUCUUCAGACUUCCUGUGUGAGAACUACAAACUCCCCUUGCCCUUUAUUUUUUUUAAUUUUUAAAAUUUUAUUUAUUUGGCUGUGCCAGGUCUUAGUUGCGGCCUGCAGUCUCUUAGUUGUGGUGCCUCAUUUUUUUAGAAAGCCAGUACUUAUUAGAGUUUCUGUUAUUUUGUGA
Molecule: messenger RNA, 417 nt
Organism: Rangifer tarandus platyrhynchus (Svalbard reindeer)
Lineage: Eukaryota; Metazoa; Chordata; Mammalia; Artiodactyla; Cervidae
Source: the annotation of a GenBank genome assembly